Apaloderma vittatum (bar-tailed trogon) is the source of this 1029-nucleotide messenger RNA. It is a transcript of the gene GPATCH2, whose product is annotated as G patch domain containing 2. Lineage: Eukaryota; Metazoa; Chordata; Aves; Trogoniformes; Trogonidae. The record is from RefSeq and is a predicted model, not a curated record. The transcript has 4 exons. The annotation marks the transcript as partial.
AGUAGGACUAUGGAGGAGCUGGUUCACGAUCUGGUCUCAGCACUGGAAGAAAGUUCAGAGCAAGCCAGAGGAGGUUUUGCUGAUACUGGAGAUCAUUCUCGAAGUGUGUCUUGCCUUCUAAAGCGACAGGCAAGGAAAAGGAGGGGACGAAAAAGACGUUCGUUUACUACACAUCAUCCCUGGGAGACUGGACAUUGCUUAAGUGAAGGUUCUGAUUCCAGUUUAGAAGAGUCAAACAAAGACUACAGGGAGAAUCAUGCUAAUAAGAAAGACCACAGUGACUCUGAUGACCAGUUGUUGGUGGCUAAACGUAGGCCUUCCUCAAACUUAAAUAACAUUAGAGGCAAAAGACCUCUGUGGCAUGAACCAGAUUUGGCUGUUGACAGUUUGGGAAACAGAACUUUACGCAGAAGAAGAAAGGUAAAACGGAUGGCAAUAGAUCUGCCAGCAGAAGUCUCUAAUGCACUGACAAUAACUCAACAGCAGGAUAACAGCAGAGAUCAAGAAAUGGACAAUAACAAUAAAUCAUACCAACACCAAGAGUUUGCCAAGAGCAAAGUGAAAAAAAGAAAAGUAGCUGCAGCUCGACAAGGAUCAGAAAUUUUGGAUGAAGGAGUAGUUAUAGAAAAUGAAGAAGUGAACCAGGCAAAUAAGGACAAAAUGGAAUAUGAGGAGCAAAAAGGCUCAGAUGAGAACAUGAGUGACAGUGAAUCCAGCAGUCUGAGCAGCAGUGAUGCUGGUUUGUUUACCAAUGAUGAGGGAAGACAAGGUGAUGAUGAGCAGAGUGAUUGGUUUCACGAAAGUGAAUCUGGUGGAGCGUGUGGAAUUACGGGUGUCAUUCCCUGGUGGGAACAAGAAGACUCUGCAGAACUGGAGAGAGAAUUGCCUGAUCCAGUCUUUGAAAGUAUCUUAACUGGCACUUUCCCUCUCAUGUCCCGUUCAGGGAGGAGAGGUUUCCAGAAUAGAUUUCAUCUUCAUGGAAUGCCAGCAAGAAACAUCAAAAAGGCUUCAGGAAACCAGAAUGCAGUG